Messenger RNA from Tyto alba (common barn owl), 984 nucleotides. It is a transcript of the gene TMEM250, whose product is annotated as transmembrane protein 250. NCBI's taxonomy places the organism in Eukaryota, Metazoa, Chordata, Aves, Strigiformes, Tytonidae. The transcript is spliced from 3 exons. The record is from RefSeq and is a predicted model, not a curated record. The coding region runs from base 514 to 933 and encodes 139 amino acids.
CCCCGGCCGCUCCCCUCACCCGCCGUCGCCGCCACCGGCCGGAACCGGCGGCCGCUGCUCCCCCCCACCCCCUCCCCCGGCUCCGCUUCCCGCACAUGCGCAUUGCGGCGCUGGCCCGGAGGCCCGGGCCUUCCAUCAGCCCGGGCCCGGGGCACCCCGCCUCGGCGGCCGCCGCCCGCCGCGGGGCCAUGGGCAGGACGAUCAACUCAUAUGUAGAGUCUUGUGAGUCUAUGAAGCACCUUAGCAGUUUCUUUCACUCUUCCUAGAAGGCCAGGUGUCACAGGAAAACUUCACUUUUUUGUUACAAGAAUUAAGUGGCAUCCAGAAACGGCAGCCAAUUACCAACCUUCUGCUGAGUGGAUGGCAUCACCAUUAAAAAUGUCUCUUCCUUCCUGGAAAUUCAGCACAGAGUUAGCGUUCCCAGGCUGCUGGAUCUCUUCCAUGUUAAUGGAUAACAUUUGAUAUGUGCCCUGUAAAUCCUGCCCUGGGACUCUGUGACCGGUGGGGUGCCUGAUGCCUGUAAUCCCCAUUCCCCGCCGGGUCCGUUCGUUCCACGGCCCCCACACGACCUGCCUGCAUUCAGCCUGUGGCCCGGUAAGGACCACUCACUUGGUGCGUACCAAGUACAACAAUUUCGACAUCUAUCUCAAAUCCCGAUGGAUGUAUGGAUUCAUCCGUUUCCUGCUGUACUUCAGCUGCAGCCUCUUUACCUCCAUCCUCUGGGUGGCACUCUCUAUCUUGUUUUGCCUUCAGUACCUUGGCAUCCGGAUCUUCCUGCGUUUCCAGUACAAACUCUCCAUCAUCCUCCUCUUACUGGGGCGAAGGCGGGUAGACUUCAGCCUCAUGAAUGAACUGCUCAUCUACGGAAUUCAUGUGACCAUGCUGCUAGUGGGGGGGCUGGGAUGGUGUUUCAUGGUAUUUGUGGAUAUGUAAAUAAAACAAGCGCAUGUGGGCUGAGAAGGUGAUUUUUCUUCUACCCCAAAA